AUGUGCCGGCCAUGGCUCAUCACUCACCCUUGGUCUUUCAUUCUCACUCUCACGCUCCUUUUCUUGUCCUGCAUUGUCCAUUUUUCCUACAGUCAUUACAGUAAAUCCCCGUUCGGCACCACUUUCUCACCAUGUUCUUCACUAAAUCUACGCUCUUCACCGCCCUGGCCUCCCUAUCAUGUCUGGCCAGCAGUGGUGGCUCCCUCCAUCAAAUCCUGUCAGCAGACCCUGGUCGUCCAUUCUUUCGCCAAUUCUUACGGCGCUCCAUACGUAGGAACGUACAACCCACCGCCUUGCGAUUUCAACUCUGUUACCUGGAACUUGACGACGCAGACGAGCGGUAUCCAGUAUGACCGCAUGGGUGUUGUCUCAUUCGGCAACAUUGAGCUCUACCGUACUACCACCAUUGAGCCAGAUAUCAACGUCACCCAGUACACGUAUCUGAAGGACAUGAGUCCGUUCUUGCCUCUUUUCCACUCAGAGCAAACGAUCAUCUUCGACCUACCCAACAUUAUCGACCCAUCAAUCAACAUCACAGGCGAUUACAACGUCACCCUGACCGCGACAUACUUCACUGUAGAGACCUCCUACGUCCCCGCCGACAAGAUCUUCUCCAUCUCUCAGGAUCUAGGCGCAGAAGGCCAAUCUAGCUACUUCACGUUCCCCCAACAGAAUGCUUCCAGCUCCCUCACUCUGCCACGCAACAUCAAAAAGGCCAUCUACACCAUCACCGCCACCGGCCAAGCCGAGGAGGAGUUCUGGUGGUCCAACUUCUUGAACAACGAAGUCAACACCUUCCCCGACGACCCCUCCUACGGCUUCUCCCCAUUCCGUGAAGUCGAGCUCUACAUUGACGGAAGACUCGCCGGCGUCUCCUGGCCGUUCUCCAUCAUCUUCUCCGGUGGCGUCGAUCCCGCGCUGUGGUCACCCAUCGGCGGCAUCGACAUUCUCGACUUGAAGGAGUAUGAGAUCGACAUUACUCCGUGGCUCCCAUUGCUCUGCGACGGCAAGCCCCACACUUUCGACAUGGUGGUGUCAGGUCUCAACAACACCGGCACCAGCGGCAAAGCCACGCUCUCCGAAACCGUGAUGGACGACUGGUUCCUCGGGGGCAAGAUCUUCGUGUGGAGCGACAAAGCAGGGCACAUCACGACCGGCUCCGGCCCUCAUAUCACCGAGCCCGCACCCACCCUUGACUUCUCCUCGAGCUUCAAAACCAACCGCACGGGCGCCAACACCUCUCUCACCUUCGACGUCGAAGCCCAGCGCCACCUCAACUACCACUCCAUCAUCAAACUUUCCACCGGCACGGAGAAAGUGUCGUGGUCGCAGAAACUCAACUACUCCGCCAACGCCCUCAUCACGCAAGCAGGCAACAUUGAAAAACUCAACAUCGUCACCACCGGCUACGAGUCUUCAUCGAGCGGCUACGCGCGUAACUUCGGCUACCCCUUCUACUUCAAAGCCACCGAGACCAUCAUCCAAUUCCUACGAGGCAAGGACGUCACAAUCCUAGGCCAACCCGUCUUCCCCACUGGUUUGGAGACUUUCUUCUCCAACACAACUGGCAAAGGCUCGUCGGCGGAAAUCGAGCAGAGCGCCAUCAAUAACAACGGGAGCGUGUCGACUUCCACCUCGUUGACCUUCUCUGCGCUCGAGUUUGGCAACAGCCCGGGCGGAUAUGGUUGGCCGUCGUACGCGAGUAUGCCGGCAAUUGCAUCGAACCAGACGCUCUUCACGCAGCAUGCUACUGCUUCUCAAGGCGUGCUUGUUUCUGACCAGACGGAAUUUUUGGUGAAGCCUCAGAUUGAGUUGUAGGGACUAGUAUAUGAACCACUUGUGAAUGCUAUGAACUGUUAAGAAACGAU
Molecule: messenger RNA, 1868 nt
Organism: Neohortaea acidophila
Lineage: Eukaryota; Fungi; Ascomycota; Dothideomycetes; Mycosphaerellales; Teratosphaeriaceae
Product: peptide N-acetyl-beta-D-glucosaminyl asparaginase amidase A-domain-containing protein
Exons: 3
Coding region: 1-1818 (605 amino acids)
Source: RefSeq, a predicted model, not a curated record